AUGCAGUAUAAAAGCAAACUCUACUCAAGGGCCUUCCUACAACUUCUCUUACCUUUUUCCUCUUUUGUGAACAAGACUCACCUCCAUCCCACAGCCAUGUCUUGCUACGACCUGUGUCCUCCCACCCCCUGUGGCCCAACCCCGCUUGCCAACAGCUGCAACGAGCCCUGCGUCAGGCAGUGCCAGGACUCGACAGUGGUGAUCCAGCCCUCUCCCGUGGUGGUGACCCUGCCCGGCCCCAUCCUCAGCUCCUUCCCCCAGAACACCGCUGUGGGAUCCUCAGCAUCCGCAGCCAUCGGGAGUGCUCUCAGCUCCGAGGGUGUGCCCAUCUCCUCUGGCAGCUCCUUGGGAUUUGGGAGCUUUGGCUAUCCAGGUCUGGGCAGUGGGUACAGCCGGCCCUACCGUCGCUACAACACCUACCGCAGUGGCUUCUAUGGGCCGUGCUAAAGCGUGAGGAGCAAACAGGAAGAUGACCAGGAAUGCUGAAGCACGACCUGAUGCAGGACUGAGCUCAUGGCCAUGGUUUUCAGAAGUGAUGUUAGACACCCACAACUCCACCUGAAGUUAAUGGAGCUGUGGAAUUUAGUCAUUCCCUAAAAUGAAGCCCCUACUCUUAUUAUACUACUUUAUAUUUCUAAUCAGGUAUGUAGUUCUGCUGCGCAUCACUGUAUUUGAUACUGCCUGGUGUAAAGCUUACAGUUUAGACAGUAGAUGAGACUUGAUUGUCGAGGUGCAAUGCUACACUGAAAGAAGAGAUCUGUCUGUGGAAUACAUCACCAUGAGGUGUGCCAUUUUUUCCCAUAUUGAAACCUGUUGCUUUACAGUAUUUAGUAUCUUUGGUAUUAUUAAAGUUAUGCUUUUAUCAUA
Molecule: messenger RNA, 867 nt
Organism: Tyto alba (common barn owl)
Lineage: Eukaryota; Metazoa; Chordata; Aves; Strigiformes; Tytonidae
Product: feather keratin 1
Exons: 2
Coding region: 1-447 (148 amino acids)
Cellular component (GO): intermediate filament
Molecular function (GO): structural constituent of cytoskeleton
Source: RefSeq, a predicted model, not a curated record